CAUGUGUGGCACGGACAGGGUGCUGCCCGACCAGCUGAGUAUUCCCAGCAUUAUCAUUUCGAUAAAAGCAUUCACCUGACUGGACCCACUGCGUGUAGAUGUAAAGAUCCAACUCUCUGCCGAGUUCUUGCCCCAGCAAUUCAAUUCCAAGUUGAGGUCAUUGUCUUUGAUGCUGGAGGAUCUGACUGGAAGCAUUACGAUUGGUCAAAGGUCACGACUGUCAUAGCCACUGGAAGAUAUGACCCUGAUCUUUUGUGUCAUGCUCACGCACAUGACACUCGCGUUGUCCAGUAUGCAGACAUGCCAUUGAGACUGCUGCAAAACCAACAGAAUCAAGCUUCUUGGAUCAGUAAUAAAGUGCAGUUGGUAAAAAGACAGUUUAUGGACGGAAUCAGUUUGGCACUAGAUGCAGUUGUUGCAAACAGGUCGAAUGAUUAUUUUGCAAUGCCCAAAUUGGUUGCCAAAGUCAAAAAAGUUUUUCAAAGGAGCAUACCUGGAUCCCAGGUCACAUUUAACGUGCCGUGGUCACCAGAUUGCAUCAAUGGCCAAUGUCAUGACUAUUCAGAAAUUGCAAACUCCUGUGACUCCUUAAUCGUAAUGUCCUUUGACAUGCAGAAACAAAUGUGGACAGACUGCAGAGCAAAAGCGAGUGCUCCCUUUUAUCAGACUAUAUCAGGUAUCUCAGCUUAUAUCAAACUGGGUAUCGAUUCCAGAAAGAUUGUGAUGGGAGUUCCGUGGUAUGGUUUUAACUAUCCUUGUAAACGGUUUCUUGAGGCUGGUAACUGUGAACUAAUAGGCAGACCUUACAGAGGGGCUCCUUGCAGUAGUAAAAUUGCACGUCGACUCCCAUACAAAGAUAUCAUGCGGCAACUGUCCAGGUCAGUUAGUGGCAAGAUCUGGGAUGAUGACGUAAAAGCCCCAUACUUUGUUUACAAGGCUGGUGAGAAAUAUCACGAGGUCUGGUACGAUGAUCCAGAGAGUAUUUCAAUGAGGGCAACCAUCUUGAAGAAAUUGAAACUUCAAGGCAUUAGCAUAUGGUUUGGAAAUUACCUAAACUACAGUACUGAUCCCAGAGUAGCAAUGCAGACUGAAGAAAUGUGGAAUGCUCUUUGCCCUCCCUGAGGAAAAUGCCGAAGUCAGAUUGUUUUAUCUGCACAGAAAGUGAUGAUUAACUUUUACUUUACUCUGUCUUCUCCGCCUCUGCCAUUGGGCAGAAUUGGAAUUGGAAUUGGUUUAUAAUUGUCAAAUGUACUGAGGUACAGUGAAAAACUUGUCUUGCAUGCCGUCCAUACAGAUCAAUUCGUUACACAGUGCAUUGAGGCAGUACAAGGUAAAACAAUAACAGAAUGCAGAAUAAAGUGUCACAGCUACAGAGAAAGUGAUGAUUUACUUAAACUGAGAAUUGUGAGCUAACAUCUAAUAUUAAAAAUUAA
Messenger RNA from Pristis pectinata (smalltooth sawfish), 1433 nucleotides. Its product is annotated as di-N-acetylchitobiase-like. The transcript is spliced from 9 exons. NCBI's taxonomy places the organism in Eukaryota, Metazoa, Chordata, Chondrichthyes, Rhinopristiformes, Pristidae. Bases 301 to 1122 code for a protein of 273 amino acids. The record is from RefSeq and is a predicted model, not a curated record. Gene Ontology annotation, biological process: chitin catabolic process; carbohydrate metabolic process. Gene Ontology annotation, cellular component: extracellular region. Gene Ontology annotation, molecular function: chitinase activity; chitin binding.